AUGGCUGUUAGUCUAGUUCGCUUCGUCAUGAUCUGGAAAGCUGGAGCCGACUCGAGCAUUUCACUCAUACUUUGGAGCGCUUUGGAUGUCAACAUAGGUCUCGUCGUCGCUUGUCUCCCGUCACUGCGCCCGUACUUCGGAGCACGAACCAAGUCCCAAGAACAUAGUCGAGAGAGCCACAGCUGGGAUUCUACCAGGAAACACUCUGCGUUUGGCAACCGAACUAUAUGCUUUUACUCCAAGAAGCGCGAUAGCGAGGCGUGGCCAUCGUCGUCCGGCAUUCAUGCGAGAUACUCGUCGAUAGACCAGACAGUCGUUGGAUCCUGGGAUGAUACAAAGGGAUUCAAGGAUACGAAUGAUGUUGAGUUGAGAGUUCUGCCAGGAGCAAGAACGAGGGACGUAAAGUAUGGCAGAUAG
Messenger RNA from Fusarium musae, 417 nucleotides. RefSeq lists its product as uncharacterized. The record is from RefSeq and is a predicted model, not a curated record. The transcript is spliced from 2 exons. NCBI's taxonomy places the organism in Eukaryota, Fungi, Ascomycota, Sordariomycetes, Hypocreales, Nectriaceae. The coding region runs from base 1 to 417 and encodes 138 amino acids.